CUAUUCGACGACAUCCGUUUAAAGCACUCGUUGGGUUUUCUGGAAAUGUGUGCUUUUGUUUUGAAACAUGUUUCAUCUUCAAUUCAUGUCUUUAAGAAUGGAAAAUGAAUCAGACGCCGGCGUUUCUGCUAGGGCUCAGAGAAAAGCUCAAGACAAGGCUAAAAUACUGCAACGGGAGAAUCAGAGGAAGAUUUUUAAACUGGUGGCAAAGAUAUUGAAGAAGCAGGAGAGCGAGCGAACGCAGGAAGAGUCCGCGGAUCUCCUGCAGCACCGGGACACAGUGCAGGAGCUCAGCUCGCGGCAGGUCCGCAGGAACGUCCUCAAGAGGAAACAAGAGGAGGUGUUUGAUGAUUCUGAGGAGUUGAGAUUUAAAGUGGGACAGCUGGCUGAGGGGGUGCGACAGGCCCAACACCUAGUUAUCUACACAGGGGCUGGGAUCAGCACGUCAGCGUCUAUCCCAGACUACAGAGGACCUAAUGGGGUGUGGACAUUACUACAGAAGGGCCAACCUGUCAGCUCGUCGGACCUGAGCGAAGCAGAGCCCACUCUGACACACAUGUGUAUCAGGAUGCUGCACAAAGAGAAGAUGGUGCAGCACGUCGUGUCUCAGAACUGUGAUGGGCUUCACCUGCGCAGUGGCCUGCCUAGACACGCACUCUCUGAGCUACAUGGGAACAUGUUCAUCGAGGUGUGCACGUCCUGCUCCCCGGCGAGGGAAUACGUGCGCCUCUUCGACGUGACGGAGCGCACGGCGAGGCACCGCCACGGGACGGGGAGACGAUGUGUCCACUGCGGGGCGGAGCUCGGCGACACCAUCGUACAUUUCGGGGAGCGGGGUACCCUGGAGCAUCCGCUGAACUGGCGGGGGGCGUCGGAGGCCGCGGAGAGGGCCGACGUCAUCCUCUGUCUGGGCUCCAGUCUCAAGGUCCUGAAGAAGUAUUCCUGUCUGUGGAGCAUGAACAAACCGGCCAACAGAAGACCCAAACUCUACAUUGUCAAUCUCCAGUGGACACCCAAAGAUGACCUGGCCACACUGAAGAUCCAUGGGAAAUGUGAUGAUGUGAUGCGUGUUCUGAUGGAGGACCUCAACAUCCAGAUCCCUGCCUAUAACAAGAUGGAGGAUCCUAUAUUCAGUUUAGCCACACCGCUGAGGCUAGAAGAGGAGGACAGUCAUUCCCGGAAAGUGAUCGCUCAAUCUGCCGGUUCGGAGGGUUCCCGGGAACAGACAGGAGGGGGUGCAGUACAUGGAGGCUGGUUCGGAAAAGGAUACUCCAAAGGAAGGACGAAGAAGAAGAAGAAGGUGUAGGAGUAGAAGACAAAGGUGUAGAAGAAGGACACCAGCAUUUUUAUUUUAUUUAUAAUAGUGUUAUGAUUUCAUAUGAUAAUCCUUUAAGGAUAAGGUUGUGUCCUAAUCUCUGCUUUCUUCUGAACUGUGUACUGACAAACUUCCCAUGAAGAUUUAAAAGAUAAUGGGGGAAGAAAUAGAUCCCAGCUCAGGGGAUUUGAUCUUGCAAACGUAUGGAAACUCACUUUGGCCUGGUUUUUCAGUCCAUAUGUAGGUAAUAGUGAACAAGUACACACUUCUGGAGUAAGGAGAUAUAAUUGGGACACGCGUCGACUGUUCCUUUCCACGUUGAACGGUGCUUUAUAUGAGUUCCAUGGGACAGGCAUUUUAUGUUCGCUGUAUGCACGGCUCCCUGGAACGCUCCUCAGGUUGGUGGUCGGAGCUGUUGGUGUUGGAGAGUCCACUCACAUGUUUUGAUUAGUGUGUGUACGUUAAGUUGUGCCCACUGACAUCGAAGCACACUGACAGUAUUGUAAUUAUUAAGUAUUUUUAGGAACCGAUGGAUGGAUUUUAUUUUAUUUUGCCUGGAGUAAAGAGUGUCAGAACACCACAGAAUGACGGCAGGUGUCUGAGUUUUUAAAUGUGUCCCAAAUGGCCCCCCGUUCUUUCUAGGCCUUGGGGAAAAUGACCCUCUGUUUUUUCUAGGCCCUGGGGCAAAUGGACCCCCGUUCUUUCUAGGCCUUGGGGAAAAUGACCCUCCAUUUUUUCUAGGCCCUGGGGCAAAUGGACCCCCGUUCUUUCUAGGCCAUGGGGAAAAUGGACCCAUGUUCUUUCUAGGCCCUGGGGAAAACUGCAGCCCUGCAUAGGGAACAGGUGCCAUUUGGGAAGCAGGCUCUGUGUUGAUCUUAGUAUUUUAUUGGUGCUACACAUGUUUACAGGAGGCCUUCGCCUAAAUGUUGCUGUAACUUCACUCAAGUUAAUUGUGGAGAUGCUCAGAGGGUAGUUUCCCUUUAGUACAGACCGAGGAUCAGCUCAGGGGAAAAUAUUAAACUGACCCAAGAUCAAUGCUAAAGGACAACUUUGACAUUCUCCUCAGAAGACAGUGAUGAACACUGAGUGAGAGCUUGAUUACUACUGGCAUAACUACAGCAAUGGUCACAAUGUGAAGCCUAGGGGCGAAUCUCUAUUUUGAAAUGUGUAUAACCCUGGUGUUUCAGAUUAUCGCUAUGUAGCGCACAUUGUCCAUUGACGAGUUUCGCACUGUUACGAGAUUAAUAAAUGUAAAUGAAUAAAGUUUUCUCAGACACAUA
Molecule: messenger RNA, 2595 nt
Organism: Esox lucius (northern pike)
Lineage: Eukaryota; Metazoa; Chordata; Actinopteri; Esociformes; Esocidae
Gene: sirt7
Product: sirtuin 7
Exons: 10
Coding region: 68-1306 (412 amino acids)
Molecular function (GO): NAD+ binding
Source: RefSeq, a predicted model, not a curated record